CGUCCGUCCGUCUUGCCCUGGACCCUUCAGUCAGGAGGAAUGGAGCCCAGCAGUCCCAAGAAGAUCCAGUUUGCGGUUCCUCCGCUGCAGGGACAACUGGACCCUCAAGCUGCCGAACACAUCCGCAGAAGACGACCGACUCCGGCCACUCUCCAGAUCUACAGGCAGCCUGGGACAGAUGCUGGAGAUCAGAACGACGGCAGCGAGUCGCAGGUUCCACACACCAACCAGAGGAAGCAGAGCACCUUGGCCCCGCCCUCUGCCAAAGGUAAACUGGACGGCUCUGUGAUGGAAGAGGAGGAGGAGGAGCAGGAGGCCCAGCACGCCGACAACUGAUGAAGAGACCAUCCGUUACUUCUCUUUUUUACUGGCCAGAACCCUCUCAACACGCGUACCUUCUUGUGAUUCAUUCAAGAUACAUUUGAUCUUUGUGAGCCCAGCUGUCGGAUCAAAUAAACCCUUGGUGUGACAGACAACUGGAGACGGCUGAUGGAGUAGCAACCAUUGUUCUGACGGGUUCCCUCCCGCUCAUCUCUAGACUUCACGCAUCGUCUCUCGGGUCAAAGGUCAGCCGCAGUGACCCGUUGUUGAACAUGCAGCAGCAUCCGUCCAGACUGAAGUGUCUUUUUAAUAAAGAAAGAAAAGG
This is a messenger RNA of Synchiropus splendidus (mandarinfish), 646 nucleotides long. Its product is annotated as protein phosphatase 1 regulatory subunit 1C-like. Gene Ontology annotation, molecular function: protein phosphatase inhibitor activity. Gene Ontology annotation, biological process: intracellular signal transduction. The transcript is spliced from 5 exons. The coding region runs from base 40 to 336 and encodes 98 amino acids. Gene Ontology annotation, cellular component: cytoplasm. The record is from RefSeq and is a predicted model, not a curated record. Lineage: Eukaryota; Metazoa; Chordata; Actinopteri; Syngnathiformes; Callionymidae.